AUGCACGGUGAGCUCCAUGCUGUCCGAGAAGACUGCAGCCACAAAUACCAUCGCGAAAGAUUUUCAUUGCGGCGCAGUGAACAUCUUAUUCAGCCAAUCGUUCACCGCGGGGUUGAACCGUCAGAAGCCAUGGACGAUAAUGAACGGUCCCGACCCCUGACGUGGGAAGGUUUAGCCUUGGAGCCCAUUGAUGUUUAG
Blumeria graminis f. sp. triticale is the source of this 198-nucleotide messenger RNA. The record is from the annotation of a GenBank genome assembly. Lineage: Eukaryota; Fungi; Ascomycota; Leotiomycetes; Helotiales; Erysiphaceae.